This is a messenger RNA of Myotis lucifugus (little brown bat), 2607 nucleotides long. It is a transcript of the gene ADGRG3, whose product is annotated as adhesion G protein-coupled receptor G3. Gene Ontology annotation, biological process: cell surface receptor signaling pathway; adenylate cyclase-activating G protein-coupled receptor signaling pathway. Gene Ontology annotation, molecular function: G protein-coupled receptor activity. Lineage: Eukaryota; Metazoa; Chordata; Mammalia; Chiroptera; Vespertilionidae. The record is from RefSeq and is a predicted model, not a curated record. Gene Ontology annotation, cellular component: membrane.
AUGGCGCCAUGGAGCAGGAAGGAUUACAAAAAGGCCACAGGAAGCUCUGACGCUGCGGGGGAGGGUGGGGGCCGGAGGGCUCUGCAGAGCCUGGGACCAGAGGAUACACAGCCACAGGGCUCCCUCCGGAGUGGACAAGGCUGGCCAAGGAUGGUGCCGCCCAGGGCCCUGGGGGCCCUGCUUCUCUCGCUCCUCCUGCUCCUGGCCUCAGGUGAGAAAGAUUUCACGAACAAAUCUGAGCAAACAACCCAGAUUGAGGAGCCGAGGAACGUCUGCCUGGGGCUCAUCAAUAAGGACCAUUACGAACCCUUCGAACUGAUGAGCACUGCGGAGUGCUUCAACAACUGCGCGCAGUCGGGGAGCUCCUCCUGUCAUCUGGAAAACUUGCAGAGAUACUGGCUGGACUACGAGACCUACCUGGUGGAGAGGAGGCUGAGUGGGACGGUGGAUUUGCCUUUUCUGAAGGCUUUUGUCAAGAACGUCAGCACCAGCAUCGCAGAAGACCUGCACUUCUCUCUGAACCUCUCUCAGAUUCCGGGGCAGGUGACGGAGGACAAGCACCAGUUCCCCGCCAGAGUCCGGCUGCCCAGGAGCCUGUUCGCCUCCCUGCAGGGCAGCCGGCCGGUGGUGCCCUUGGCCGUAUCUGUGCUGGACAUUGGCCCGGGGAACCUCUUCAAGGGCCCCCAGCUCAGCCUGGAGGACGAGGGCAGCGUGUUGAACAACCGCCUGGUGGGCUUGAGUUUGGGCCGGAUGCGAGUCACGGCGCUGCCGGAGCCUGUGGAGAUCACCUUCUCGCACCCGCGCCAGCCUCCGAACAUGACCCUCACCUGUGUAUUCUGGGAUGUGACUAAAGGGUCAACAGGAGACUGGUCUUCGGAGGGCUGCUCCACGGAGCCCGGAGCGCAGGCGACAGUCUGCCGCUGUGACCACCUGACCUUCUUCGCCCUGCUGCUGAGGCCGACCCUGGACAAGGCCACCGUGCGGACCCUGGUGCGAAUCUCCCAGGUCGGCUGUGGCGCCUCCAUGGUUUUCCUGGCCUUCACCAUUGUCUUCUACGUGACCCUGAGGUUCUCCUGGAAGAGGUUCAAGUCAGAAGAUGCCCCUAAGAUCCACGUGGCCCUGAGCGUCAGCCUGUUUCUCGUGAACCUAGUCUUCUUCAUCGAUGUGGGGCAUGGCCCACAGGGGACCCAUGCUGCCUGCGUGGCCCGGGGGGCCAUCUUCCACUACUUCCUGCUCUGUGUCUUCACCUGGAUGGUGCUGGAAUCCUUCCACCUCUACCUGCUCGUCAUCAGGGUCUUCAACACCUACUUCGGGCACUACUUCCUGAAGCUGAGCCUCGUGGGCUGGGGCCUACCAGUCCUCAUGGUCAUCGGCACCGGGAGUGCCAACAGCUACGGCCUCUACACCAUCCAAGACCAGGACAACAGGACCACACUGGAGCUGUGCUGGUUCCGGGAGAAAACUGCCCUCUACGCCACCGUCCACGGCUACUUCCUCGUCACCUUCCUGUUCAGCGCUGUGGUGCUGGGCCUGCUGGCCUGGAAGAUCUUCACUCUGUCGAGUGCCACGGCCGGCAAGGAGCAGCGGCAGCACUGGAAGGGGGUCCUCACCUUGCUGGGCCUCUCGAGCCUGGUGGGCACUACCUGGGGGCUGGCCAUCCUCACGCCGCUGGGCCUGUCCACCAUCUACAUCUUCGCAGUGUUCAACUCCUUACAAGGUGUCUUCAUCUUCUGCUGGUUCACCGUCCUCUACUUCCCGAGCCAGACCACCGUGUCCUCCUCCUCCGGCACCGCCCGGGCUGAGCAGACCCACACGGCGUCGCAAUGACAGGACUCGGCUCUGACCCGCUGUGUGCACCUGGACAGCUCCCGGCCUCCCUCUGGGCCUCGGUCUCCACGUCUGUACAGUGUGGCUGCGGAGGGAGGGGGAGGGACGGGGCGAACCACAUGAUCUCAGAGGUCCCACCCAGAUCGGCUCUGGUAUCAGAAUCCCCCAAUCCAGGACUGCAGGGGCUCAAGGUUCCCAUAACCCUGAGCCUCCUACCAGCACAGAACAGCACCCUCACCCCUGCCGCUCUGCACACCCCCCCCCCCCCUGCCUUCAUAGAGAAGCAGCCUAUCUGCCAUUGCCCCCCGUCUGGUCGCAGUAAGAGGGGAGUCAGUUGCUGGCACAGCCCCUCCAAGGAGCCCAGCCUCCCCUUCCUCCCUGUUGUCACUGCCUCUCCACCCGCUGGCUCCCCUGCCCGUGGUGAGGGGGCAUUUAGGAGGCGUCAGCCCCUCAGGCACCAGGUAGUUGUGAACUGGAGGUUUGUUUGGGGGGUUGGUCCCCCAGCCCACCGGGUCUCGGCCAGUCCCACCAUGGCCUAUUAUCACAGAAGAACCCCCACCAUUUGGGGGGGCUGCCAGCCCUUCAGGUGCCAGGACACUGACAUUCAGAGAAUGCCACUCAGUGGGUGACACCCCCAGCAAGGCCCCUGUUCCCAUUCUGACUGCCAUGUGGGUGGCUUGACCUCUGACCUGCUGUCACGGUAGGGGUCACGGUGGGGGUCACAGUGGGCUGGAGGUGCAGGGUAGGGGAGGAGGCUGGGCUGAGCAGAGAGAGGAAGCA